Messenger RNA from Anopheles funestus (African malaria mosquito), 753 nucleotides. RefSeq lists its product as uncharacterized. The record is from RefSeq and is a predicted model, not a curated record. NCBI's taxonomy places the organism in Eukaryota, Metazoa, Arthropoda, Insecta, Diptera, Culicidae. The transcript has a single exon. Bases 1 to 753 code for a protein of 250 amino acids.
AUGGGUUCGGGGCCAAACAACACGCCUCAGCCAAACGUCUCCACGGCAAGCCUGCAGCUUGAAAUGGAGUAUGUCCUGGCUCGGUUAGCGGUUCAGGAGAGCGGACAGGCGGCCUUAGAGGCGGAAGUUUUGCGCCUUACCGAACAGGUUGCCAAGCUGGUAAAGGAGCUCAAUGAGUCGAAGCGUGUACAAACAGAAACCCAACGUGAGUUAGACCUGUGGCGCCAGGGAACUAAGGAGAUUCAAACGGUAGAGGACAGGCCUAACGGCAUCGAGCCCGGGUUACCAAAACCACAGCAGCUACAGGAAAGCGAAUCUGCAGUAACGACUGAAAGAACGCCACGUAUUCGGAGACGUGUCCCUGCGGAAGGACCAGUGGUGCAGACAACUUCACGUCGGCGGCAGCGUGUACAGCAGUAUCAAAAACAGCAGCAGCCAAAGGUACAGCAACAAAAGCAGCAGCAAAAGGUACAGCCUCAACAGCAACAACAGCAUCGACCACCUCAGAAGCCUAAGAUGGAACACCAGCAGCAACGUCCACAACAACAGCAACAAAAGCAGCAGCAAAAGGUACAGCCUCAACAGCAAGAACCGUGUCGGCCGCCUCAGAAGCCUAAGAUGGAACAUCAGCAGCAGCAGAAGCAGCAGUUUGAACAGUGUCAGCAUUCGAAGCUGUGUCUCAACGUCAACAGAGUCGUACCUACACGCGUUGCUACCAAAGUCCCGACGAAAUCGACGUCCAAACAGCAAUAG